Thlaspi arvense is the source of this 1473-nucleotide messenger RNA. The record is from the annotation of a GenBank genome assembly. Lineage: Eukaryota; Viridiplantae; Streptophyta; Magnoliopsida; Brassicales; Brassicaceae.
AUGGUUGGAGCUCUGGAAUCUGAUCAAUUCCUGGCGAUGUCGACGACCUUGAACGAGAACAUCGAGAUCUUAUCCGUUGAUUUCGAUCCAACGGCUGUGGUAACCGAGCCGUUACCUACGUCUGUAACCGAAGCAGAUCACGAGGAAGAGAAUCUGAAGAAUACGAAGGUAAUUAACGGAGGAGGAGAAAGAGAAAUGGUUCUCGGCAGGAACAUCCACACGACGUCUCUUGCCGUAACGGAGCCGGAGUCUAAUGACGAAUUCACCGGAGAUAAGGAGGCUUACAUGGCUAGCGUCCUAGCUCGUUACCGGAAAACUUUGGUUGAACGAACCAAAUAUCAUCUAGGUUAUCCAUACAACUUGGAUUUCGAUUACGGUGCGCUUGGACAGUUGCAGCAUUUCUCCAUCAACAACCUUGGAGAUCCGUUUAUCGAAAGCAACUAUGGUGUACACUCAAGGCCAUUCGAAGUCGGCGUGUUGGAUUGGUUUGCUCGACUCUGGGAGAUAGAGAGAGAUGACUAUUGGGGUUACAUCACAAACUGUGGCACAGAAGGAAACCUUCACGGGAUCUUAAUCGGGCGGGAAAUGUUUCCUGAUGGGAUUCUGUACGCCUCGCGGGAGACGCACUACUCUGUGUUCAAAGCAGCUCGUAUGUAUAGAAUGGAGUGCGAGAAGGUUGAUACACUCAUCACCGGGGAGAUUGACUGUGAUGAUUUCAGGAAAAAACUGUUGGCGAACAAAGAUAAACCUGCGAUUCUUAAUGUCAACAUAGGAACAACUGUUAAAGGAGCUGUCGAUGAUCUCGACCUUGUAAUCAAAACUCUUGAAGAGUGUGGCUUCUCACAUGAUAGGUUCUAUAUUCACUGCGAUGGAGCUCUCUUUGGUCUCAUGAUGCCUUUUGUCAAACGUGCACCAAAAGUCACAUUCAAUAAACCGAUAGGAAGUGUGAGUGUGUCGGGCCACAAAUUCGUCGGGUGUCCAAUGCCUUGUGGUGUUCAGAUAACAAGAAUGGAACACAUCAAAGUCCUUUCGAGGAACGUUGAGUACCUCGCCUCGCGUGACGCAACGAUCAUGGGAAGCCGAAACGGGCACGCGCCUUUGUUCUUAUGGUACACUUUGAACAGAAAAGGGUACAAAGGGUUCCAGAAAGAAGUUCAGAAAUGCCUGAGGAACGCUCAUUACCUCAAAGACAGGCUCCGCGAAUCCGGGAUCAGCGCGAUGCUCAACGAGCUUAGCAGCACCGUUGUGUUUGAACGUCCUAAAGAUGAAGAGUUUGUGAGAAGGUGGCAGCUCGCUUGCCAAGGGGAUAUAGCUCAUGUUGUGGUUAUGCCAAGUGUUACAAUCGAGAAGCUUGAUCAUUUUCUGAAAGAUUUGGUCGAACAUAGAACUGUUUGGUAUGAGGAUGGGUCUCAACCACCAUGUCUUGCUAAGGAUGUAGGACCCAACAACUGCAUCUGUCCAGCUCACAAGUAG